Messenger RNA from Drosophila takahashii, 986 nucleotides. RefSeq lists its product as uncharacterized. Lineage: Eukaryota; Metazoa; Arthropoda; Insecta; Diptera; Drosophilidae. The record is from RefSeq and is a predicted model, not a curated record.
CUAUACAAAUUCCGAGCAGACAAUUUUGAAAUGACACGAACGGUAGGAAAUAAAUUUAAAUCACUUUAUACUCGCACACUCAUGAUUUUCACAGAAAAAACACACUAAAUCCAAAGAUUUUGAAGAGACCUCCACAUGCUGAGUCAAAUGAGUGGUGAUGCUGCGGGAGAUGAUAGCUCCACUGUAAUUGCACAAGCGGAAAACAAUUUCGGGAAUGAAACUAGGGCUCCACCUAUUGGCUGGAACAUUAGGAAUGGAGAUGAGCAGAUACCUGAUAACAAAAUACCCGGUUAUCUGACCGAGAUCCAUCUGAGUCAUAAACAGAUCACCAAACGCUUUGCUGAGCUACUGAAUUUGUUCGAGGAUUACACCAAACUCCUGGACACUGAGCACCAGCAUCAUGUUGGUGUUCCAUUUCGACUGAAGCGAGUUCAAUCCGAGCAGUUAGCUUUGAAGGAAGAAGAUGAAAAUGCGGAGCACAGAGCAUCGAGUCUCAGUCGGCUAUCGGAUAUUACAAUGAAGCCCUCCUGUGAGGUGAGCAGUCAGACUUCUUGGAGUGCCGUAGAUCAGAAACAAGCCGAGGGUACGGAUUUAGAGGCCAAAUUAGCGGCCGUAAGCGGAAGUGUUGAUCCGGAAAAGGAGAAACCGAGCAAGGUGUUGCAGCACACCAUCCACAUCGAGGUGGAAUCGGUGACUUCGGCCACGGAUAUGCAAAGGCCGCCGCUGCGCCAAAGGAUGUGGCAUGUCCUCGUGCAGACGGGCGAAGCCAUCGUGGCCUGCGCCUACAUGAUCGGCGAGAAUAUCACCUUUGCCCUGUUCAUUGUCCUGUGCCUGUGGUGUCUUUACUUGUUGUUGAGCCACUUCUAUGGCUUCUUGCAUACGAAUGUCAACCAGCAGAUCGACUUGAAACGCAACUUGGCGCGCAUUCCACAGCCCGCACAAUUAAGAUAAGCGGUUUAUUUUCGCUCUUCGAUUAAAUAAAUAAA